Medicago truncatula (barrel medic) is the source of this 928-nucleotide messenger RNA. RefSeq names its product GATA transcription factor 18. Gene Ontology annotation, molecular function: zinc ion binding; sequence-specific DNA binding. NCBI's taxonomy places the organism in Eukaryota, Viridiplantae, Streptophyta, Magnoliopsida, Fabales, Fabaceae. Gene Ontology annotation, biological process: regulation of DNA-templated transcription. The record is from RefSeq and is a predicted model, not a curated record. The transcript is spliced from 2 exons. Bases 41 to 757 code for a protein of 238 amino acids.
CAUUGCAACAUACUAAUAUUGUCACAAUCAUUCAUCACCAAUGAUGCAUCAUUGUUGUAGUAGCUCUCAACAAGGUCACAUAAUGGGAGGAACAUGCACAUGUGGUAUGUUUCAUCCUCAAACAAAUUCUAACUACUCUUUGAUUUACUCUAACUACCAACAACAUGAUCAUUGCGAUUUUGACCCUUACUCAUACACUACUCCAUCUUCUUCUUCUUCUUCUUCUGUUGAUUGCACACUCUCCCUUGCUACCCCUUCCACACGUUUAUCUGAAGACCAAGAUAAACGAAACCGUCGCUCUUCUCUUGCUAAUUUUUUCUGUACCAAAUCUUCAAACACUAAACAUAAUUCUCAAUCUCAAUCCAAGUCAAACAAUAUUGGUAGUAACUCUAACAAUGAUUCUCUUCUUGCUCGUCGUUGUGCUAGCUGUGACUCCACUUCUACACCCCUUUGGAGGAAUGGUCCUCGUGGCCCUAAGUCACUAUGCAAUGCUUGUGGGAUUAGAUACAAGAAGGAAGAGAGAAGAGCGAACGCCGCGGUUGCCACGACAGCUGCGACUAACGGUGGCAUAAUGGAGUCAGGAAACUUCUACAGUAACAACAACAACAACAAUUCAUGGUACUCACAACCACAGAGUCAAAUGUAUGGCAAUGAGCUACGUUUCAUGGAUGAUUCAGAUGCAGAAUCAGAAAAUGGCAUUCCUAAUUUCCUUUCUUGGAGACUCAACACAAGUCUUGUUCACGAUUACACAAGAUGAAGCAUUGGAAUUAGAAGUUAUGAUGAUGACAUAAGCUUAAUAUUCCUACGUUAAUAGAACAGAAAGAAGACAAAAAAUGAUGAUGUAGAUGUAGGUGUACGACAAUGUUUUACGAUGUAGAUGUUUUUGAUUGUGAUGGUUAUGUUAUGGUCUCGUCAACGGUUUAUUUUA